Messenger RNA from Gasterosteus aculeatus aculeatus (three-spined stickleback), 1797 nucleotides. RefSeq names its product Ras association domain family member 1 (gene rassf1). Gene Ontology annotation, cellular component: microtubule cytoskeleton; nucleus. Gene Ontology annotation, biological process: Ras protein signal transduction. NCBI's taxonomy places the organism in Eukaryota, Metazoa, Chordata, Actinopteri, Perciformes, Gasterosteidae. The record is from RefSeq and is a predicted model, not a curated record.
CAUGCGCAAACCGAAGCGUGCGCAACGACGAGGGGAGACAGCGCGGAGUAAAUAACACAAACCGUGUUCGCUUCUCCAGAUUGUCCUCCGCGACGAGUCGGGGACGAUGAGCACCUAGACGAGCCCAGAAGGACUUCGGAGCCACCAAUCUGGACCGACCCGUACAUUCAACCAGAGCACGGCAUCCCCCUUGUCCUCAGCAAGGAAUAAUGUCUCCUCUCAUCGCUGAGUGGACGGCCACGCUGGCCGAUGGACAGUGAGUGUUCGCUUGACAUGUCAGAGUCUCGGUCAGGGACAGGAUGUCUAAAUGUGAGCUGAUUGAGCUGAAGGACCUCAGCGUAAAUGAUCCCAUUGAGCUGGCCGGAGGCCCUCCGCCCGUAAACCCGGCUCAGCCCAGCCCGUUCCGCGUCGCCCGUCUGCUCGGGGAAAGUGUCAGAAUGGAGGCACCGCGGCGUCAGGCGGGAGCUGCCGGAGCCGGUCACGACUUCCAGCCCUACAGUUACACGCAUCUCACCUGGUGUGACCUGUGUGGAGAAUUCAUCUGGGGGGUUUACAAGCAGAGUUUACGCUGCGCCAACUGCAGUUACACAUGUCACUACCGCUGCCGCCCGUUCAUCCAGCUGGACUGCCGCACACACGGCAGUUUGCUAACAGAAGAGGACGAUUUCUCUGUUGACUCCCUCGAGACGGACACAAAUGUGGAUGAACAGAUCGAUUGGGGUAAACAGAAGUUGACUGUCUGUGAGAUUCAACAUAAGGUCAAGGAGUAUAACGCACAGAUCAACAGCAAUCUCUACAUGAUGGUCAACAAAGAUGGGUCCUACACUGGUUUCAUCAAGGUUCACUUCCAGUUGGUCCGUCCCGUCUCCCUGCCUCCCUCUCAGAGCCUGUGCUCCUCACAGGAGGACGAUCAGCAGGGCAGACCCAUGAAGCGGCGGACGUCCUUCUACCUCCCAAAAGACACUGCCAAGCACCUGCAUAUAAGUUCCCAGACCCGCGUGCGGGAAGUCAUCGAGGCAUUGCUCAAUAAGUUCACCGUGGUGGACAACCCGGCCAAGUUUGCCCUGUUUGAACGCGCCGAGAGACAAAGUCAAGUGUACAUGCGCAAGCUACCCGAUGAUGAGUUCCCCCUCUACCUGCGCCUGUGUGCUGGCCCCAGUGAGAAAGUCUUCAGUCUGGUUUUGAAAGAAAAUGAAACCGGGGAAAUAAAUUGGGAUGCAUUCAGUUUACCUGAGUUGUGCAACUUUCUGCGAAUCCUGAAGCGUGAGGAAGAAGAACAUGUGAGGCAGAUUGUGAAGCGCUACAGUCUUGCAAGAGACACCACGAAGCAGGCGCUGGCACGGAUUUCUACACCUAGUUGACUUUGAUUGAGCUUCAUAUUUAAACAUGUAGCAGAGCGUUCUGACACUUUGUUGAUUACCAAUGUAGAAGGGACAAAAAUAGCUCAGGUGGUGUAAUUUUUUUAAUACAUGUUGUUUAUAAAGCAGGGAUUCUGCCGUUACAUUUAAUGUGAACCCUUAUAGGCAAGGGCAAUGCUGAUUUUGUGCAAGCAGAGCCACUUUUGUGAACUGAAUUGGGGAAAUAAUAGAUUAUUUUAUGCAGGUCUUUCUUGAAAAAAACGCUGCUUUACUGAAUUCUUCGUAGUGGUAUUAAAAGGUUUAGUGUUUUCGGACAUUUAACUUCAGAUAAUAUUCUGUGAUGAUUUUUUUUUAAUUCAGGCACUUUAAUGAACCUGUAUGAAAUGGUUUUGAAUAUGUGUUUACAUAACAAUCUAAUAAACAUACAAUGUUAAAUAUC